CACUAUUGGGGCGCGGUUAGGUUAGGUAAGGUUGAUCAUCCAUCCGGUGUAGGAAAGGCGGAUAUAGCCGUCUGUCUCUCUCCGCACGAGGAGAGAAAAAGGAAGGGGAAAGGGGGAGCCUAGAAGGAUUUUGCGUUAUUGAGAGGGAGGAUGGGUGUAAUAAAGGCGGCGAUUGGUGAUGGGGUGUUGACUUUCAUGUGGGUGUUCUGCGUUUCGACGGUGGGGAUAUUCACCUCUCUCAUAUCGUCGGCCUUGGGGGUUCAGGCGCUGCCGUUGGCUGCGAUUUUCAUCACCACUGUCCUUAUCUUUGUUCUUGUGUUCGUGUUCAGCGCGAUAGGGGAUGUCUUGGGUGGGGCCAGCUUCAAUCCCACUGCAACUGCUGCGCUCUAUGCCGCCGGUGUCACACCCGACAGCCUCAUCUCCAUGGCUUUCCGUUUUCCUGCUCAGGCAGCUGGUGCUGUGGGUGGUGCCCUGGCAAUCAUGGAGGUGAUGCCAACACAGUACAAACACAUGCUUGGGGGGCCUUCUUUGAAAGUGGACUUGCAUACUGGAGCCAUUGCUGAGGGGAUUUUGACCUUUACAAUUAGCUUUCUCGUGCUUUUGGUUGUCCUCAAAGGUCCAAAGAGUCCAGUAUUGAAGACAUGGUUGCUUGCCAUGGCGACUGUAACUCUGGUCGUCUCAGGCUCUGCUUACACUGGGCCUUCCAUGAAUCCCGCCAAUGCAUUUGGAUGGGCAUAUAUAAACAAUUGGCAUAACACAUGGGACCAGUUGUACGUUUAUUGGAUCUGCCCCUUCAUAGGGGCAAUAUUGGCUGCAUGGGUCUUCCGAUUCCUAUUUCCAGCACCAACAAAGCAGAAGAAAGCCUGAGAAGAGGCAUGAACUGAAAUUCUAUGUUAGUAGGUAAGUUAACUUAAUAGGAUUUUAUUCUAUUUUCUGGUUGUGGGCUGAAACUAUUAUCUGUCUAGUGAAUAAACGAGGAAGAAGAUGGAAGUAGAACAAAUCUCUAGUGAAUCAUUGUGAUGUAGAUUUAAGUCGCAUCUUGAAUUUGGGCCUUUGAGAACAAAUUUGGCUUGAUUGCUUGGAAUCCCGCAUUUUCUUCCUUCAGGGUUUGAUUUGGCCCAAACUGCGCAAAGCUUUUUUUUUUUUUUCUUUCCCUUUUAUUCAAGCUUUUUAUUGGUGGACUCGAUCCAAGAUCUUACGGAUCAUAGUUGAGAGCAUGUGAUAGAACCAUUGAUUAAAUUAUAAAUCUGCUUCUGCCACUGUGAUUCCGCAUUA
Messenger RNA from Vitis riparia (riverbank grape), 1275 nucleotides. Its product is annotated as aquaporin SIP1-2-like. The transcript has 3 exons. Gene Ontology annotation, cellular component: membrane. NCBI's taxonomy places the organism in Eukaryota, Viridiplantae, Streptophyta, Magnoliopsida, Vitales, Vitaceae. Gene Ontology annotation, biological process: transmembrane transport. The record is from RefSeq and is a predicted model, not a curated record. Gene Ontology annotation, molecular function: water channel activity. The coding region runs from base 151 to 867 and encodes 238 amino acids.